UGGCCUCUUUUCGCCUUUGACUCGCCUCCCUCUCGUACUCCUCGGCUUGGGGUGACGUAGAUGGCGCUCUAUCAAGCACAAUUUCCGCAUCGAGCAGAUAUAUCUGGCGGCUGGACCUCGUUCGAUCCACAUGCAGAUAUGGCCGUCAUGAUAUUCACCGAAUCCGGAAACUAGAAACGCAAGCAGGACACUGUCCUACCCAUCAACCCUCCCGAAGUUCCUCGAGGAUCGAUCCAAUGGAGUGGAAGUGUCCCCUCUGCCCAACACUGGCGUUUCUAUCAUAUGCUUGCGCAAUCUUUCGAACGCGGCCUCCACAGGAGUCUUUCAAGUCCACGGGUGGUAGGACACGGGGACUAACGCUCUAUCUCCGCGGGUACGGGUCCCCUCAAGAAGUGCAGGAUUGUGCAUGCGUACGUGUGCCUGAGUUGUGUCUGCUUGGUUACGUUUUCAAUGACACUGCGGUCGAUUGUCGAGACGACCAGCGGAGUGGAGGCGUAUGCGGAGAAGGUUUUUCUAUCGAGCCCGAGGGUCAGUCGACCCUCGCAAGCGGGAUGCCCAAACUGGAGGCAAGUCAAAGUAGAAAGUGCCCGUCGGGGAUAUAUGCCGGGUCUGGCUGUCAGCAAGAAAAAGACAUUUUUGGCUACAGGUUUGUAUUGACGGACUUGACGGGCAACUCGGGGUGGUUCGUGGUUCCCAUGAAGUCGAGAAAGUCUAACCUGGAGUGACAUGUGGGAUAGCGUGCCUCCUGAAGUCAGGGCGAUACGGUGGUCCCAAUAAAGAAUAUCUCUUUCAGCAGUCACACCGCUUGGCCAAUGGCCAUUAUCAUGCCCCUGCUCGGACCGUGCCGCCGAGCUGCCAAGUCGCCUCCUGUGGCAGGUAGUCAAGUGCUUCAACUUUCAUCUGCCGUUGCAUAUCGUCUAUCCAUAGCGAUGG
Molecule: messenger RNA, 933 nt
Organism: Phialemonium atrogriseum
Lineage: Eukaryota; Fungi; Ascomycota; Sordariomycetes; Cephalothecales; Cephalothecaceae
Exons: 2
Coding region: 237-725 (162 amino acids)
Source: RefSeq, a predicted model, not a curated record